GGCCUCUUAUUACAGAGAAAACAAUCGCUAGCCAUUAUAAUUCAUAACACGCUGAGUUAUUUUGACGAUAAUCAGAGACGAAUCUCGUGCAAAAUUUUAUUAUUUGAAUAUCUUUUAGAAGGAAAAUGAGACCUUAUAGUAUUCGAAAAGAAGAUAAUAAAUACAUCCAACCAGCCAUUACUAACACUACGGGUAUACAGCCGUCGCCGUUAGCUUUACUAGCAGCAACGUGUAGUAGAAUUGGUGAUAACUUUCAAGAAGAUACGACAAUAUUCUCUCAAAAAAACUUUUCGUAUGAAAAAGGAAGAGAUGAUAUUACGACGUUAAAAUCAUGUAUAGAUACAAGACCCAUUCCCCUCGUAUGCGGGGAACGAACGUUCGAUAUUCAACAGAAUACAUCUCCGCCCUACCCAGCUGCUCCACAAAUUACUUCAUCGUAUUUCCGAAUUAAGCAUGAAGAAAGUUUUGACUUCAAUCAGAACUGCGAAGGAAUUCACAUAUGUCCAAACGUCAUAGCUGAAGCUCGAAUGUUGGAGACACAAGCCCGUGAGUCUUUUAAUAAGUCAUGCAGCCGCGAUAGUAUCCAAUCAACGUGCAGCGAUGAAACGACGAAUAACAACUUUAAUUUUAAUACUUCUUCUUGUGAACACACAAAUCAAACACAACCAUCUCCUACAGAGAGUUCAUGUUUAUAUGAAAACUCUCCUCCGUGUAUAUCACAACAACCAACUAACUGCGCGUUAGAAAAUGUAAAUUAUCCUGGAAGUACUUUGGCACAUUUACCACCAGUAAAUAGUGCUCCCAAUUACAAUAAUGUUGACAGCUAUCAUCGUCAAAAGCAAUUACAAGGAUGGCGAAGUCAACCCUAUCAAAGAAACACAUUGCCUUUACAAAACGAAGAGAAAUCAUCAUGUAUGUUGCAUGAGGAUUACGAAAUAAAUACUUCACACUACAAUAACAGUAACAACAACAACAACAACCAGUCAGACAGGCAGCUCCGAAAUAGUUUAUCUCAUAUGGGCACAGAUCAACACUACCAUAACAUAAGACCUCAACAGCAACUUCAAAGCCCAGUAGUAUCACAACCAACACCAGAACAUUAUUAUCCACAAAACAUAAAUCAUUCACAAAACAUGACUUACUCGAACUUUAACUCGCCCAUGGACGUAAAACCGAAUCCAUAUGCUAUGCAACAAACGAGUAUGCGCCAGCCCAUUUCGCCAGGCUGCUUACCAACGAUGCCAAAUUAUUCCAACCAGCCAACACCACACGAAAUAGGGAGUAUGCAAGCUGAUCACCAUAUGAAUACAGUUAGUCCUCAUAUGUCUAACAUCACUGGUCCACACAUACAUCCGCCUCCACACCAUCAUCCUGUAGGAAUGCCUACAUCAUUCUGUAGCACGUGUACCAACCAGCAACAUCCCUGUUUACCCAGUCCUGAAAUGGGUACGCCGAAUCAAAUGACCGUUCCCGAGAUGCAGGCUCAGAACCUCGCAGAGUAUCAAUACCAACAACAACAAAUGUUUUUCGCGCGCGAUAACCGCCGACCGCGAAGAAUAGCCUGUACUUGCCCAAAUUGCCGUGACGGCGAAAACAAGACUGUUACAACGAAAGACGGUAAACAGCGCAAGUUACAUGUCUGUCACAUACCAGGUUGCGGUAAAAUUUAUGGCAAAACGAGUCAUUUGCGAGCUCAUCUUCGAUGGCAUGCCGGCGAGAGACCAUUCGCGUGCAACUGGUUGUUUUGUAACAAACGAUUUACAAGAUCCGAUGAACUUCAACGGCAUCGUCGCACACAUACCGGCGACAAAAGAUUUGAAUGUUCGACCUGCUUAAAAAAGUUCAUGAGAUCGGAUCAUCUAUCAAAACAUAUGAAAACACAUCAAACUCAAAAUAAACAAAACGCGAGUAAGGAUAAAAACGAAAAAACUUCGGAAAAAAAUGACGAUACGACAAAAACGACAAAAGAUGAUGACGUGAAAAAGAAGACGCCGUCGAAUUCGAUGGGGUUAUCAGAAUCCCUUAAAUUGUAAACAUACUUUAUAAAUUAUAUUUUAUUACAAGAAUUAAUGGAAAUGUUAUAUUUUACAGAAAUAAAAACUUAACUCUUCAA
Molecule: messenger RNA, 2113 nt
Organism: Hydractinia symbiolongicarpus
Lineage: Eukaryota; Metazoa; Cnidaria; Hydrozoa; Anthoathecata; Hydractiniidae
Product: specificity protein transcription factor 3-like
Exons: 2
Coding region: 126-2033 (635 amino acids)
Biological process (GO): regulation of transcription by RNA polymerase II
Molecular function (GO): DNA-binding transcription factor activity, RNA polymerase II-specific; RNA polymerase II cis-regulatory region sequence-specific DNA binding
Source: RefSeq, a predicted model, not a curated record